Penicillium oxalicum is the source of this 1173-nucleotide messenger RNA. RefSeq names its product PAPA-1-like domain-containing protein. The record is from RefSeq and is a predicted model, not a curated record. Gene Ontology annotation, biological process: chromatin remodeling. NCBI's taxonomy places the organism in Eukaryota, Fungi, Ascomycota, Eurotiomycetes, Eurotiales, Aspergillaceae. Bases 1 to 1173 code for a protein of 390 amino acids. The transcript is spliced from 3 exons. Gene Ontology annotation, cellular component: Ino80 complex.
AUGGAAUCGCCUCGUUCUCAAAGUUCCAAGACUUCUUGCUCAGAGCCAGAUGUGGCAGCUGACAAGAGCACUAGAUUCAAGAGACUGACCAGUGUCUCAAAGGCGCAGGCGUCAAAAUCUGUCAGAUUCUCAAGUCCACCAGAAGAGGUCUCAAAGAAGUCUCCGAGAAUACUCCGAUUGACUCUCAAGAUGCCCUCAGGCAAGAUGCGCGAGCCUGCGGGCGGCCGUCCCGCCCGCCGCACCGUCAAUGUAUUCCAGGAAAAUCCUAUUGUGGAAGGCCCAAGAGCCAGCCGCAAUAAGAAAAAGAUUGUCGAAGUCCCAACUUCUGAAGAGGAUGACGAUGAGGAUCUUGAAGAUGAAGAGGAAGACGAAGUUGAUGACGAGGACGCCCCCGGGGAAGAUGACGAGGAUGCUGAUGCUGAUGGUGACAUUGACAUGGAUGAGAUACCUCCCCAGUCGGCUGUCAAGCGUUCUUUCAAACCAGCUGUGAGCCGUGGCAAGGGUGCGAAGAGUGUCGAGGAAAAGGAGAUGGACAUGGAAGAGGAUGAAGAUGAUGAUGAGGACCUUGACGAUGACGACGAUGACGAGCUCCUCUCUGACACCGAUUUGGAUGCGGAGGGAGAGCCUGACGAUCUGGAUGAGAGUGCAGUACCAGACGCCAAUGCCGAGGGUCUUGAUGAGGAAGACGAAGAGGAUGAUCUGGACGAGGACAUGGACAGCGACGUCAUGGGUACAAAUCUGGGAAAGACCACCAAGCGCCAGCGCGGUAAUCUUGGGAACGACUUCCUUCAACUGCCUAUGGAACCGCAAGUCAAGAAGCACCUCACUGCCGAAGAGCGAGCUAUGCGAAGAGCUGAAAUGGCUCGACGACGGAAGAACCUGAGCGAGAAACGCAACGAGGAAGAAAAGAUGGACACAAUCAAUCGGCUCUUGAACAAGCAGCCGCCGAAGCGCCGUGGUCGACAAGCCGCUGGGGAUGGAACAGAUGCAACCCCCGCUGAUCAGGAGCCCACCGAGCCUGCAAAGGCUGACCCAACGAUGGUCCGUUGGACCAGCAAUAAAAAUGGAUGCACGAUCAGCGUGCCCGAAGAAUGGCUAGGCACCCCUGCGGGUCGACUUUUCGGGCCACCAGCCUCUGGCGGACAGGGCGGCAAGAUGGUGCAAGAAAUCUAA